CACCUAUGCCUGCCUGCAUGCUGCUGUGUCCAGCGGGCCUCACCUGCGUGAUUGUGAGGUUGUUGAUACAGGGCAACAUCACGUCUGGUCUUGGCAGUAGGCCUCUCUGCCGCCGUCUGGUGUCAUCAUUGGACAGCUGCUGUGAAGUGUGCACUUCCAAAGUACCACAGAGUAUGAGAUUUACGCCUGCCAUUGGGAUGAUUUUGGCAUAAAAGGGGGGUCCCCAUCAUCGUUAAGAUUCAUUGCACCGGGCAGUUUGCGUUCAACUUUCCUCCUUCAAGAGACAUCGUCUUCGAAAUCACUCAACAAAAGCGAACAUGGCCCGGAACAGGUGGUACGCUGUGGCAAGGGGUCGCCAGCCGGGUGUAUACGAGACAUGGGAGCAAACCGAGGCGCAGGUUCUGGGAUUUCCAGAUAACCGUCACAAAUCCUUUCCAACAAAAGAAGAGGCCGAAAAAUUUGUAAGGGAGAACAGGAAUACCAAGGCUGAGCCGCUUGGGGAUGCUGAAACUCGGGACGCACCCACGCAGCCAUCGACAGCAGGUGAAUAAACUUGCAGAUCACAAGCUGUCAACACCAGGCGGGGGGAAGAAGGGGUAUUGGCAGCGCCAAGGGAACAAGGGCCAAGCCAACAAGGGCAGGUUGGACAUCAGAGUAAAUGUUUCUCGGGUGUGAAGUUGCUAAAGAUGAAGCCAUCAUCAGUUGCCUUAACUCAUUCAACCAAGACAGGUAGCUGCACGGUGUGAGAAUGACACGUGGCCAAUAAACAGGAUAAAAUUUUC
Messenger RNA from Podospora pseudocomata, 782 nucleotides. RefSeq lists its product as uncharacterized. NCBI's taxonomy places the organism in Eukaryota, Fungi, Ascomycota, Sordariomycetes, Sordariales, Podosporaceae. The transcript is spliced from 3 exons. The record is from RefSeq and is a predicted model, not a curated record. Bases 318 to 551 code for a protein of 77 amino acids.